This is a messenger RNA of Acanthochromis polyacanthus (spiny chromis), 8902 nucleotides long. It is a transcript of the gene snapc1b, whose product is annotated as small nuclear RNA activating complex, polypeptide 1b. Lineage: Eukaryota; Metazoa; Chordata; Actinopteri; Pomacentridae. Bases 7424 to 8467 code for a protein of 347 amino acids. Gene Ontology annotation, cellular component: snRNA-activating protein complex. The transcript has 13 exons. Gene Ontology annotation, biological process: snRNA transcription by RNA polymerase II; snRNA transcription by RNA polymerase III. The record is from RefSeq and is a predicted model, not a curated record. Gene Ontology annotation, molecular function: sequence-specific DNA binding.
CUGGAUGCCAACCGCCGUAAAACAAGAAGAAGAAGAAGAAGAAGAAGAAGAAGAAGAAGAAGAAGAAGAAGAAGAAGAAGAAGAAGAAGAAGAAGAAGAAGAAGAAGAAGAAGAAGAAGAAGAAGAAGAAGAAGAAGAAGAAGAAGAAGAAGAAGAAGAAGAAGAAGAAGAAGAAGAAGAAGAAGAAGAAGAAGAAGAAGAAGAAGAAGAAGACGCACUAAACCCUCUCCGGUCCGGUCGUACCGGAGCAGUUAGUUUCCUUUCCCGGAUCCGUUUUGUGUUGAACCCGGUGAAGAGUGGAACGUGUGUCCGCCGACAGAAGCAGCUUAAAGUCUGUGAGGUUGAGUUUGAGCAGCACCGACGUGGAUUUGUGCCGGAAACAGGUGAAGACGGACUGCGAGCUACCAGUGAGCCGCUUCCAGCAAACACAGUCCGUCCGAUUCGAGGUCUUCUCCGGCAUCUGGAGGGACAUGAACUUGUCACAUCGUCUGGUGAUUGGCAGGAGGAGGAGAGUCUGACGGAGGAGCAGAGGAACGUUGUCAGCCAUUCUGUGUGAGCUCAACAACGGAGGAAACAUGGAUUCUUCACGAAAAAGCAACACAGAUGGACAAAACUCUCAGACUUGUCAGCACUCUGCCAAUGGUGAACAGUGCUGUUGUGACCAGUGUGGACCAACGUCCAACCAACAAGGAACCCUGCAAUGACACCAGCAUAUGCAUAAUGGACACAAACGGAACCCCUGCCAAGAAGAUUUCCCCAUGCUGGGGUCAGUAAAAGUUCAUGACAUCUCCCACAAAGUUAAAGUCCUUGAGAUCUGCCCUUGCUCCUUGAAGGAGGUGGUCGCACUUUUCUUCUCUCUGUCUCUCUCUGUGCUCUUUCUCCCCCAAACCCUUAUGUUUUCUGCUUGCUGCAUACUUUGUCUCAUCUCGUCCGUCUGUCUUGACGUGAUCUAUUGGCACUGGACCUUCGAAACACCGAUCAUGGAGUUCAUUAGCUGGUCUCUCAACGCGAUUGACAAGAUUGUCGGGACAAAGAGCAUGGGUUUAGGGGAACCCACCUGCCCAGAUGGGAGUUUUGCCUCGGGCUAUGCGAUCGAUUCGUGGGGGAAGUGGCGCGGGAUCAUAUGUCUGGCACCCCUAUCUGUGGAGGACGUUGAAGAUGUCUACAUAUUUGGAUUUUUGAUGACAGGUCUGCUGACAAUUGGAUUGAUUGCGGGCCUGAGCUUCUGGAAGAUUAGGAGGACCACAGAGAAAAAUGAUGUCCAAACUCUGCUGACCCCUGCAAACGAACGGAUCAAGGCUGCCGGUGAUUGGAUUGAUGAACUCAAACAUAAGAGACAAUUUGCUUGCUGUGACUGUUGAUUUGAGUCACAGAGUGGAUGCCAUCAGGAUGCGUUUAGCCACAGCUGACGUCUGACAGUUGAGAGCGACCAGAGGGAGAGGGAAAAUGUUCCUCUACUUCGACUAAACAAAAGGAUACUGAUAACAAUUCGGCGCCCCUGGAAUAAUAACAAACUGCUCUGGAAGCUUCCAUGGCCAAGGGAUUGCUUUCCUAAACACCCCCCCCCCCCCCCCCCCAACGACACCUGUUGACUUCUGUCUGGCCCAUCCGAGGACGUCUCCAUGGCAUCCUGCCGUGUUAUCGCUUCCACCCGAACUGAGACAUCGGGGGAUCUGGGACGGAAGGAGACUGGCUAAUGCUCACACACACUCUUGGACUCACAUUCGCACACACAAGCCCAUUCCACCCAUCCAAGGCCGCCACCAGCAGCUUCCCAACAGCAAUGCACAGGGGGUUGGAAUCCCAUGCAUGCAGCGCGCCGCCCAUGGCGCAGCAGCUGUAUGAGUGACUGACGACUGAGCUGAGCUCCCCGUCCCAUUACGCUUCACCCUUACCCCAGUUAACCUUGUCUAGUGUUAUGCUUUGUCUGUUGCGGGUUUGUUUUUUUCAGAUUCCUUCUCAAAUUGAAUUUUCCCAACCUUGGAGGCUUCAUUUUGUUUAAUGAACCUUUUUUUCAUUUUACCCUCGGCCACCCUCACCAAAUGUCUCUUCUUUUAUUUUUUUUAUUUAUUUUUUCCAUUUCCUCAUGACAGGUGGCGUGCAGACAGCGCAGCAGCCAGCGCUGCCAUUGGCAGGGCAGCUCAAAUGUAAUUUCGUUGUAUACUAAAGUGUGCAAUGACAAUAAAUUCUCUGAUUCUGAUUCUGAUCAAACUCCACAGAAUUCACAUUUAAUCUUUGUUUAUUGUCUUUGUUAAUGUUGCACUCGAUGAGUCAUCAUUCUGAAAUAUUUCCUUAAUUUCUUCUACAAAAUAAAGGAUCAGCAAGUAUAGUUCCUAUAAGGAGCUGUUGCCCGCUUGGAAGUGUUUUCACAUAUCAUUGCUUUUAAACUUUAAAUCAAUGACCAAGGGAGAAACAAGUGAAGGAGGCCACCAAGACACCUAUGUGUCAUUCCAGGUGAAAUGACCAGAUAUUCCUUGGGGGUAUUGCUGCACCAUUUUCAAAUUAGUCCUAAAUUUGCAUGCCAUUAGAUAGUCACAAAAGUACUUUCUAUGCAAAAUUGUAGGCCUGUAGCUCAAAUAGUUUCUGAGUUGUGGGGGUCUGAAAUUUUCAGAAUUUGGGCUAGAAAAAGCCUUGCCAGGGUUUUUUGCAUCUUUAAGUGGUUAUUUCUCAGACUCUAGACGUACCAGAGAGCUGUGAGUUGGUAAACAAGGCCUCUGCAUGUAGCUAGUGCCCCACAAACAUCCCCAGGUGUUUCCCUACACUCUGCAGGUCAUGGGGGCUUGCUAAAAAUGCUAAAAAUGAUGAGAUACCUACUCACGAGUGGGGUUUGGGACCUUAAAAGUACUAGAAAUACUGCACAGAAGUGUUCUAACAACUCUGGGUUCCAUUCUACACAAACUUGUGUGAUAACUUGGCAAACUGGAGCUUUCUAGGUACCUCAGUUUGGAAAAUAUGAGCUCCCAAAGUUGGACGAGAUUUUUAAUUGGCUAUUUUUGGUGGCAAAAAUCUCAGUGUGGGACAGGUACCAGAGACCCCAAAUUUUUCUACAAGACAGUUCUUCUAUCACUGUACAAAAAAGCAGCAGGAUUUGUAGUUACUGAGAUAUUCUUACUCAAAAUGGCAUGGGUAAUGUCAAAAUCGUAUUUUGCUUUUCAGUACUUUAAAUUGGGAUACAAGUAUUAGUAGUCAUUCCAAUGGUAGUAUUAUGUAUGUUUUGUUCUUUUUGAAAUGUUAGUUGUUAAAGGUGACUACCUUCAAAAAGUGUAAUGGUAUAAGUUAGGUAUAGGUUCUUUUGCUUGUAACAUGACAUUGUACAAUUAAAUUUAACAUGUUUAAUCCCACUGUAAAAUUCAACAUUGUUGCUGUUAUUUUUAAAUUAAUCAACCGUGAACUACUUCAGAGCUCCCUGAAUUCAAGUUAGUACAUGUAAUUUGUAUGUGUAUGUUAUAAUUCUUCCUCCGCCCUUCCAGUUUCCCCUGUGGGCCCUUCCAGUUUCCCCUGUGGGCCCCUGGCUGCCCUUGGUAGCCGUGGGUUCUCGCCCCGGCUGGCUCCGUAGGGCGCCAGGAGGCGCCCAUUGAGGGGGGGUACUGUCAGGGCUCCCUCCUCACCCCCGUCCUUCCCACCUGACAUCCCCAAAUACCCCUUUUCCCCAUCUGUUUCCUCCCUUUCAUGCUUCUCUCCCCCUCUCCUGUUCCUCUGCCCUGCCUGUCUUGCCUGUCUCCCAUCUGCUCCUCUGCCCUGUUUCUCCCCCUGCAGCUCGGUGCCUGAGUGGAGUCGAGCUUCUCAGCUGACUCCACUCAGGCAAUCAACCACCUCCACGGCUCCCGGGCAGCUGGCAAUCAUCAUACUAAUGACUCACCUCUACAAUAAGUACCGGCUCAGCCUUCCACUCCCUGCCAGAGUAUUGAACAAGAACCACUCAUUCAGCUGUCUGGGAUCUCCCGCCAUCCUUCUUCCCCUCCGGCUCUCCCCGACAAGUCCUCACCGGUUUCCCCUGCCUGGACCCCCCCACUCCUGCCUGGACCCCCACUCCUGCACCCUGGUUUUCCCCCACCUUGCCACCAUUUUCACCCCAAACAAUAAAUCACUUUCAUUCAGCCAGCCUUGGUAGUGUGGCUCUCUGCUCGGGUCCACCAGCUCGCCGUAACAUGGAAUUUCUACUGCUAUUUCUUAUCAUGACAUUAAUUCAGAAUCUGUGUAACAGGGUCCAUGGUGCAGCAGUGGUUUUGGGUGAAAUUUAUCUGUGAUUUAGUAUUAGGAAUCUAUAGUAUACCAUAUAUGUUUGACUUUGUUUUAUUUUUGUCUGUAGUCACUUCAUUGGAUGCUGAUUUGUGCUGGAGAUGUAGUGUGGCCAAGCAGUGCAUCACAGGGACACUUUGGUAAUUGAAAGUAACAAAAUUGUAAAAGAAACUAAUUGGUAGAUGUGUAAUCCAUGUCUGUCAUCACGUCUGGAUUACUGCAACUCGCUUUUUACCUGCCUCAGCAAAGCAUCUCUGGAUCGCCUGCAAGUGGUCCAAAACACCACUGCCAGACUGCUGACCAGGACCCCCAAAAGGUCCCAUGUCACUCCAAUUUUAAUUGCUGUUCACUGGCUCUCCAUUAAAUUUUGGAUACAGUUUAAAGUCCUUGUGGUCACUUACAGAGCUCUGCAUGGUCAGGCACCGGCCUACAUCAGAGAUCUGCUACAGCCUUAUGUCACCAGCAGGUCACUGAGGUCCUCUGAUCAGGGCCUGCUGGUAGUUCCUCGUUCAAGGCUGAAAACUAAAGGAGACUGUAUGUUUGAGCUUGUGGCACCCACUCUGUGGAACUCUCUCCCACCAAAUCUAAGAUCAGCGGACACUGUCAACACUUUUAAAAAGCAGCUAAAGACCCGUCUUUUUAGACUUGCCUUUGUGUGAUUUGUUGUAUGUUUAUCUGUCUUUUUUUUCGAUUUCUGCUUUUACUUUGUGUUUUUAUGCCUUGUUGUUUUUAUGCUUUUGUAAAGCACCUUGUGACUUUUAUGCUCUAGAAAGGUGCUAUAUAAAUAAAGUUUAUUAUUAUUUAUUAUUAUUAUAAUGUAAAAUAUAUUGUAAAUACACUGCUGGAAAAAAGUUUUUGGACACUCCAUGCAUUUGUGAAAUAUUCCAUAAAGAAUCUAGCCUAGCUGCGCUAGACAACCCAUGGUAAUGAAUUUAAUUCUCUGCCAGGGUGGGUCUAGUUACCCUCCAUAAGGCUCGAGGUUGGAUGCUCCUAAAACUGGCCGGACCAAUCACCAUGAAGUGUAGAGUCAGAAGGUGGGCAUAACUAAGUGACGACAGAGGCGCGACGAUUCUGACAGAAACAACUGGAAACAACUAGCCUAGCUGUGCUAGACAACCUGCGGCAACGAAUUUAAUUUUCUGCCAGGGUCGACAACAAAAACGACAACAGUCGUUGAGCUCCAUUAGCACCGACUCUGAAUAAUCUUUCUGUUAACAUGUCUGUAAUAUACUUGAGCUUCACCCAUUGACUGUAUAAAUAAGGCUUCACUGAACUCCCGCAUCCUCUGAUUUCCGGCGCUCUUGGAGCCUAUUCGUUGCGCUGAUUGGUUGUAUACCUACCCAAUUGCUGCAGAGUGAUUUGAUAGACAACCUUUUAGCCCGCCUCCCUCCCUGUCGAGCGUGCCUAGACCCUUGUGUCUUCAGAACAUGGGUCUAGCGCGGCUAGGCUAUAAAGAAUCAGUCUUAGGUCUUCAAAUGCAAUUUAUUUUAGUACAGUCACAACCGAAAUAUGAAACAAAUCCUACAAAAGCCAUUAAUACUUGCAAUUGAUUGGUUGAAUAAAAAUGCUUAAGAAAUUUUGAGUCGCAUUUUGGUUCCAGUGAUCCACUCAUGCUGGCUGGGAUUUUUAUUUAAAGGCGCAAUUUUUGUUGCCGUGCUUCAUGUCUAUAUAAAUUCAGCACAUUUGAAAGUUCUUCAGAGACAACAAUGGCUAAAACAAGGAACCACAUGCAGGAAACAUGUCUGAAGAUAAAGAUUCUCAGCCAGGAAGUACAGAUGCAGUCCUUCAGCAGUUGGCUACACCCUGCAGGAAUACAGAUCAACCAACAGCUUGAAGACAAACCAAGAUCUGGGUGUCCAAGGAUUUCUUCAGCAAGAAAUGUCCACAUCCUGAUCCAGAUGUGCAGGGAAACCACCAAAUGACACCACAGGAGCUUCAACAGCAGUGGUCAAACCAAACUGGUGUCCAGUGUUCCACCCACACUGUACAUGGCCGACUUUUAGAUUGUGGCUUAAGGUCCGAAAAGGCUGUCUAAGAAGCCCCUGACCAGUGAGAGACAGAGGUUAACCCGGCAUUGUUGGGCACAAACACAAGAAUGGGACAGCCAGGAAAUGGAAGAAGAUUCUGUGGUCAAGUGAGUCCAGUUUCCCGCUUUCUCUUCCUCUUGCUAAUGUGAGGGUACACAGAAGGCCAGAUGAAGCAUUAUCUCCAACAUGUACAGUACCUACUGCAAAACCUCGGACCCAUACUGAGUAUUUACCCCAGUUGCAUCACUCAUUGGUCUGGUCCCUGAGCCCCCUACUAGAGUUGGCAACAUGAGGCUAUGGCAGGCUGUUAGGUUUGGUCCACAGCAGAAGUAUUUGGUGAGGGGGAAGUUGCUGAGUGAUGCUCCGGUGUCACCUGGGAGCACCAGCACUGCAGAGCCCACGUCCUCCCAUGCAAGAGAAACCAUCGUUUACAUCUACAAUAUUGUACAACUUGUCAUAUUGGCUCUGUCAGUUAUAAACAAACAAAACAUUCAUUUUGAUAUUUAAAGUUUUCCACAUAAUUCUUUUCUAUUAUUGUGACCUGAAGCUACAUGUGGUUCAGACAAUAUCUCUAGCUGACUUCUGCAUAAUCAGUUUUUAUGUUAAUAUGAGCUCAAAGAUGGAAGUUUUCAUGACAGCCUCAAUUUUUUUCAUUCUUGAACUCACCCAAGUGGAACAAUAAUUUCUGAUUCUUGGUUCUUCUUGUCCAUUAAUGUAUAUUCUGAAUCAAUGACGUGAUUUGAAAUAUGAGUGCAAGUUUCAGGUUUUUAUCUUUAAUAGUUCCUGAGAUAUUGUUGUUCAAACAGCCUCAAAUUUGAAUGAAUGGAAAAACCUGCAGACACUUUGUUUUUGGGUAUUUAUUAAAUUUUUUUUAACAGAAACGUCUCAAUACAUCAGUGUGUUUUUAUUUCAUAAAUAUCUACAUUUCAUUGUAUCGUAGUUUUCAGGCCAGUCAGAGAUGAUGGAACAGAAAUUAUCCGUUGGAGUCCAGUUUUUUUGUCGUGCAGUGAUCCUUCCUGCGCAUGUGCGGAUCAUUUCGAGCGAGCCCAUUGGAUGACGGAGACGUCGGCUGCUGAUGACGCACUAAACCCUCUCAUGUCGUCCGGUCGCUGUUUUCUGUUUUUCUCUCUGUGAGGUUGAGUUUGAGCAGCAGAAACAUGGACUUUUGCCGGAAACAGGUGAAGACGGACUGCGAGCUGCUGCUCAGCCGCUUCCAGCAAACACAGUCCGUCCGCUUUGAGGUCUUCUCCGGCAUCUGGAGGGACAUGAAGUUCUCACACAUCUUCUGUGGCACUUUAAAGUUUGAGAAGAGACCGUUCAGUCGCCUGGUUCUGGACACGGCCAGCAGCUUCUUCCUGCCGCCGUUCAGCUUCCAGAUCCGAGUGGGAGGACUUUACCUGCUGUACAGUUUGUAUCACAGCCAGCCCUCCUUGCCCUCCGAGCAGAUCCGUCUGGCGCUGAAGGACUGGGAAGAUGUGAAGAAGUUUGAGAAGGACGCCAUGGACGCUCGCCAUCUGGACGCCGUCUACAUCCUCCGACAGCUGAUGUUCUGCAAAGCUUUUCAUUUCACUGCCAUGCCAACACGGCUCGUCUACAGGAAGAGGAGGAAGGCUGAGAGGUCAGCGCUGUGCGAGGAGUUCAUGGAACGAGCGACUCGUCCUCAGGAGCUGAUCAGCGUGGAGCUUCUGGAGGAACUGGGCAACAUUCACAAGCUCUACGAGAAGCUGAAGACGUCCACCUCGUCUACGAUGUCAGAUCAGUCCGUCCAGCUGAUCCGGAAAGACCUCGUCCCUCAGCUUCGUGGUGCCGUCUUGGACUUCUACAAGUGGCAGCACAGGAAGGACGGCGACAGUGAGGAUGAAGACGUCGGUGAGGGAACGUCUUCUCAGCAGGAGUGCUCCAGAAGAGCUGAACUUUUGGCCUCCAUCAAGUCAAAGGCAUACGGGGAAGCAACAGAGGCCUCCAAGUCGAGGCGUCAUCGCCAGGUGGAGAUAGAUCUCACCUGUAAUGAACCAGGCCCCGCCCCCAUGUCAGCGCGACCCAGAGCCGGUAAACCGUCACUCAAAGCCAGAACCAAUGAGAACAUCCGGAUCUCAGGUGACGUUUGGAAAGACGCCGAGGAGACGACGCUGAUCAACCGUCUGGCCAGGCUGGACUCUGAACGCAAAAAGAAAGUGUACAAAAGAUUCAAGUGGUCAUGAAGAAAAUCCAGAAGAAAGAAGCUGUUGUUCAGAAAUUUUACUGAUGUUUUACUGUCAUGUUUUGUUUGAAGCAUUGUUACAUUUUUAACAUUCAUUCAUUUUUGUUUUUUAAAAAACUUUUCCUUGCUACAGAAAAAACCUCAUAAUGACGAUGUUUAACAGGUUAAAUGAAUACGAACAGGUUCCUCGUGAAGCUGAUCUCAGUACAGUUUCCUCGGUGAGAAGUGCUGCAGAUGUUUUAGUCCCCUGAUUGAAUGUUGUUUUUCUAGUUGGUGUUUUUCUCUUUUUCUUGUGACAUUUCAGAUGUGAGAAGAAUCUGGUUUUCCUCUGUAGCCUGUUUGAUCCGUUGUAAAUGUAUGUUUUAUCAUCACAAACACACUAUCCGCACUGUGAAGCAUGGAGGUGGCAGCAAGAUUAAAGGUGUUGUGAAGGCUG